AUGACGACGCAUAAUGUUCACCCGCAAGCUGAGUACCAUGUGCAGCUCUUCUCCCAUCAUCUCUAUAGAGAUACAUUAAAGCUGGAAAAGGUUCGGAAAAGAGCAGUGGUGAUGGAGAUGAUUCUCUCUAUAAUUACACUGGAGCUUUUCAAGAAAGAAAUUCUGGGAAUGAAUAGCUGUUUGGAAGAAUUUCCUACUCUGCUUCACUGUGCAGCCAGAUUUGGAUUGAAGAACCUUGCAACAUUUCUACUCAAUUGUCCUGAGGCCACACGGGCUUGCAAAAUAACCAACAAAUAUGGAGAUGAUCCGGCAAGUAUCGCUGAGAAGCACGGGCACAGGGAGCUAAGAGAAUUAAUCAAAGAAUUAUCGGUAAACGUCACUGAGAAUUUCACUGAUUGCGAGGAGGAAGCAGAAGAUGAUGAUGUUUACGUGGUUAUGUUAGGCUCAGAAACUCAACAAGCCAUGACAUUAAAAGCCAAGCAGAACCCAGGAGAUCAAUAUGGAAUUGGAUCAAGAUGCCAACAAGAAGCUGAGGUGGGUGAGGAAAAGGAAGAUUAUGUAGAAGACAGCAGAGAGGAGGCAGAAUAUGAAGAUCAAGAAGAGCAAGAUUCAUACAGCUUUCACAGCAGUCCUGACGAUUUGUACGCCAGCAUACCUGAUGAUCUCGAAGAGAAUGGAAGCAACCACUUUUUCUGUAAGGGGCCGCCCCCUCCUCCCCCUCGAAAUCCACCUGACACCCUAAGACUGGACAAUCUGCAUGAUUUAUCUCAAGAGAGGAAUUUUGUUGAUGACAGAAGUGAAAGAGAACAUGGUGAUGGAUUCAUAACAGCAUGCUGCAAAGACCAAGAUACAUGCGAAGGAGAUAGCAAGGAGGAGAACCCAUACACUUUUGCCACCUUGGAUGACUCUGUGUACGAUUUCGUAAUGGCUGAGGAGGAGGAGGAGAAACGGAAAGAACGCAGGUCUUUUAUCCUGAACAGGCCGCCAGCCCCUGCGCCUCGUCCGAUGUGUUCGCCGGUCGGAGAGGAGAACACUCCCUUUAUAGCCCAAGUGUUUCGACAAAAGGCUGCUCAAAUGCCCAGUGACAACGACAGGACAUACUGCGAUGCCAGGAAGCCCGCCGCACACAGAGGCCACACUGACGCAGUAACUGAUGGCACUGUGAAACACAACAUCCCUGCUGAGCAGAAAGAACUCAUCCACUUACAGGAGCAGGUGAAAAAGGGGGCAAUUUCUGUGGAUGAAGCCCUUGACAGAUUUAAGCAGUGGCAGAAUGAAAAACAGAGACUACAGUCCACUCAACAGGAAAAAGUGCACCACCUUAGAGACACCACCAUUGGAAACAGACUAGAAAAGGAAAAUCUGAGUG
This is a messenger RNA of Tauraco erythrolophus (red-crested turaco), 1369 nucleotides long. The record is from RefSeq and is a predicted model, not a curated record. Lineage: Eukaryota; Metazoa; Chordata; Aves; Musophagiformes; Musophagidae.